This is a messenger RNA of Hipposideros armiger (great roundleaf bat), 1460 nucleotides long. It is a transcript of the gene C1QTNF12, whose product is annotated as C1q and TNF related 12. Gene Ontology annotation, biological process: negative regulation of gluconeogenesis; positive regulation of insulin receptor signaling pathway; positive regulation of D-glucose import across plasma membrane. The record is from RefSeq and is a predicted model, not a curated record. The coding region runs from base 299 to 1336 and encodes 345 amino acids. The transcript is spliced from 7 exons. NCBI's taxonomy places the organism in Eukaryota, Metazoa, Chordata, Mammalia, Chiroptera, Hipposideridae. Gene Ontology annotation, molecular function: hormone activity.
GGCGAGGGCACUGCGCUCGCCAGUGGAGGCCGGCACCAACCCGCGGGGCUCGGAGCGCGUCUCUUGCACCGUCUGAGCCGUCAGUCUGCUCCGACUGCCUGUUGUGUUGCCCGUCGAGCCACCGCGCCUGGCCCAUCCCGCGCAGACAUGCAUCAGCAGCAGCCAGUCGUCGCCGUCCCCCGGGGCUGUGCCUCCGUGCGGGGACUCUGAGCGCCGGCUGCGCGGCCUCCAUGAGCGCGUGCGGGCCCACCUGCGUGCAGCGCUGAGCCGCCGCGGAGGUCCGGAACCAUCGUCCACCAUGCGCUGGGCCUGGGCUGUGGCCGUGGCCUUCCUCUGGCCGCACCUCGUGCUCCUCGGGGGCGUCGGGGCCCGGCGGGAGCCCAAAAGGCUGCGACAGCCGGGCCAGCGCACGGAGCCCCCCAACGCCACAGUGGCCAACAGCGAGGGCCUGUCUGGCUCCCCCAAGCCGCCCGAGGCCUCGGGACCCGAGUUCUCAGACGCCCACAUGACAUGGCUGAACUUUGUCCGGAGACCGGAUGAUGGGGCCUCGAAGAAACGGUGCCGAAGCCGGGACAAGAAGUCGCGAGGCCUCUCUGGCCCCCCAGGGCCCCCUGGCCCCCCUGGCCCCCCAGGACCCUCCGGUGCAGAAGUCACCCAGGAGGCCCUGCUUCGUCAGUUUCAGGAGGUGCUGAGAGAGGCCACCGAGCGUCGGUUUUCAGGGCCACAGGGCCCGUUGCUGCCUGAGGGGACAGGUGGGCAGCUGAUGGCUGAAGCCUUCCACUGCCGGUUAAAGGGCCCUGUGCUAGUGGACAAGAAGACGCUGGUGGAGCUACAGGGCUUUCAGGCACCCACUGCCCAGGGCGCCUUCCUGCGGGGCUCUGGCCUGAGCCUGGCCUCAGGCCGAUUCACAGCACCAGUGACCGCCAUCUUCCACUUCUCCGCCAGCCUGCACAUAGCUCGCUGUCCCCACAGACCGCAGGGAGCUGCAGAGCAGGGCACGACCACGUGCCCGGGACACAGUGCGGGUGCUUGUCUGCAUCGAGUCCCUGUGCCAUCGCCACACGUCCCUGGAGACCAUCUCGGACCUGGACGGCAGUGGCAGGGUCUUCACAGUGUCUGUGCAGGGGCUGCUACAGCUGCAGGUGAGGCCGGAGGGGCUGGGCGGGUCGGGAAGGGUCCUGUGCCUCCCAGCCUCAGUGUGGACACCGCCCAGCCCAGCAAGCGGACAGACACUGGCCAUGUGGCCACUCAGGCCCUGGAAGCCCCCAUGGCCUGGGGCGUGUGCCACUUGGAGGGUGUCAUCAUUCCACGCACUGCCCAAUGGUGGGGCCUGUGAGUGCUGACGUCCACUGUGGGGUAUCUGCAGGCUGGACAGUAUGCCUCCGUCUUCGUGGACAAUGGCUCCGGGGCAGCACUCACCAUCCAGAGUGGCUCCAGCUUCUCCGGCCUGCUCCUGGGCA